CUUUAUCAUUGGAGGUCGUUAGCCUGUGCGUCUAACCAAUUUGAAUUGCCGCGCUGGCACUGCUAACAGUGCCUGUCAAGUCGUUAUAGCACCGUGUUGCUAUAAACUUUCCAAUGUCUGAGCAUUGAAGUAAAAUGGAAAUACCUGUAUCUGACUUCUGUUUUGGAAUUACUUGUAAGGUUGAACAACCAAUGGGGUUGGAUGGUGUGAUCUGCAAAUCAUCAAAUAAUUUAAACAUUGGGCUUGGAAACUACAUAAAAGGUGGGUGAUUACGUUUAUACUAGUGCAACGGAUUUACCCAUCAACACGUUAUAAGAAACUUAUACGUAUACAUAGAAAAUUUUUGAGAGAAAUAUACUGAUGCUUGUUAUGUAAUCAGACGCUUUCUCAAAAAUUAUGAUGCACUUUUAUGUCAGUCUGUUCAUAUCCGAAAGUCCAUUAACUUAUAACUACUAACAUCACCGGUCACUGUUCAACCUCAUUGUGCCAAAUGAAUGAGUCAAGCGGAAGAAUGUAAUUAUGAUAACACUAUGAAUGACAGCCUAAUAGAUAAUAAGUUGGGAAUUUUACGAGAUAAUCAAUCGUUGUAUUUGGAGGAUAGUUUUAAACAUAAAUAUAACUCUAAUGAUGGUCACAUUGUUAAUGCUCAUAACCGUAUUAAUGGUGGUACAACUGUUAAGCGACAUCAAAUUUCAUCAGUACAAGAUUCUGAAAAGGGACUGAAACUGUCGUGUGGUUUUUGCAACAAGACGUUUUCAACAAUUACUGGACGGGACCGUCACAUUAAAAGCAUUCACAAAAGAAUAAAAUAUUCAUGUAUUAAAUGUGACAGAAAGUUUUCAAGUAAAUUCCAUUUAAUUGAACACAAGAAAGUUAUUCAUGAAGGUAUUAAUCUUUCAUGUGAUGAAUGUGACAGGAACUUCACUACGAAAUCCCAACUAACUAGACACAUACAAUCAAUUCAUCAAGGAAUAAAAUAUCCAUGUAGUCAAUGUAACAAAAAGCUUUCUACGAAAUAUGAUUUAUAUGUACACAAAAAAGUUAUUCAUGAAGGAAUAAGACAUCCUUGUAAUCAGUGUGAUAGAAGGUUUGGAUCUAAAUCCAAAUUAAAUGAUCACAUAAAAGUUGCUCAUGAAGGUAUAACUUUUCCAUGCGAUGAGUGUAGUAAAAUAUUCUCUUCGAAUGGCGCUCUUUGCAGACAUCUACAAUCCGUUCAUCAAGGAAUAAAAUAUCCAUGUAAUCAGUGUGAUAGAUUAUAUACAUCUAGAUUUCAUUUAAAUGAACAUCUGAGAGCUAAUCAUAAAGGUGUAAAAUUUACCUGUGAUCUGUGUAACAAAGAAUUUGCUUAUAAAGUAGGCUUAGAUGAACAUAAUAAGAAUAUUCAUGAAGGAAUAAAGUAUCCAUGUGACCAAUGUAGUAAAACGUUUUCGUCCAAAUGUAUGUUAAAUAACCACGUGAAAGCUAUUCAUAAAGGAAUAAAACUUACUUGUAAGCAAUGCGAUAGAAAGUUUAAUUGUAAAUCCAAUCUAAACUUACAUGUAAAGUCUGCUCAUGAAGGUAUAUUUUUCCAAUGUGAUGAAUGUGAUAAGAAGUUCACUGCGAAAUGUCCACUAAAUAAACACAUACAAUCAAUUCAUCAAGAAGUGAGGUUUGCUUGUGGACAAUGUGACAAGAAAUUUACAAAACAGAGUACAUUAAAUGAUCAUGUUAAAGUUGUCCAUGAAGGCCCGUUAUUCAUUUUAGAACUAUGUAUCAGCCAUGAAUGUAACAAUUUUCUUGCACAAAUCGCCUUAGUAUUUUUCGUGCUUGCUGAAAGGCGGCUCGAGGUGAAGGAUCUAGGUCGCUCAUAUUCUUUACUUCUACCCGAUUCUCAAUUGAAAAGUUAUACAAUUGUCGAAGAACCAGUAGAGUUAGAUGACCUAGUUAUAAGGUCGUCACAGGAAUUAGUCUCAAAAGAUGUAAAUGUUGUUCCUGAAAAAUGUAUAGAAGAUGAAUGUGAUUCCGAUAAAGCUCCUGUUGUUGGCGAUCUCGUUACAGAUAGAGGUGUGGUUUUUAUCAGGACAAAUCAGAACCCUAUCCGACAAAAUUCUGCAAAGGCAAUUAAAUUGUCGCAUGAUUUACUCAACAAGGAUCUUUCAAUAGAAACUACUCGUCAUCUCCAUAUUAAGACUGUUCAUGAAGGAAUAAGAUAUCCAUGUGUUCAAUGUGAUAAAACGUUUACAAGGAAAUCUCAUCUAAAUAAACAUGUGAAAUCUAUUCAUGAAAGAAAAAACUAUCCAUGUUAUCAGUGUGAUAAACAAUUUACAUCUAGAUGCAGUUUAAAUAUGCCUGUAAAAGUUACUCAUAAACGUUCGAAAUUUACUUGUAAUGUGUGUAACAAAGAGUUUGCUUUUAAAGGAAAUCUAAAUAGACAUCACAAGAGUAUUCAUGAAGGAAUGAGAUAUACAUGUAAUCACUGUGAUCGAAAGUUUAAAACAAACUCUGAUUUAAAUGAACAUGUAAAAGUUAUUCAUGAAGGAAUAGUAUAUCGAUGCGAUCAAUGUGAUAGAAGGUUUUCAUCUAAAUCCAACUUAAGGGAACACCUGAAAAGGGUCCAUCCAGGGGUGAGGUUUCGUUGUGAACAAUGCAGUAGAAAAUAUUUAAAAAGAAGAGAAGAAUUUUCAUCUGUUUAG
This is a messenger RNA of Schistosoma guineensis, 2672 nucleotides long. The record is from the annotation of a GenBank genome assembly. NCBI's taxonomy places the organism in Eukaryota, Metazoa, Platyhelminthes, Trematoda, Strigeidida, Schistosomatidae.